Messenger RNA from Chrysoperla carnea, 2001 nucleotides. RefSeq names its product actin-interacting protein 1 (gene flr). The transcript is spliced from 6 exons. Gene Ontology annotation, cellular component: cortical actin cytoskeleton. The record is from RefSeq and is a predicted model, not a curated record. Gene Ontology annotation, molecular function: actin filament binding. Gene Ontology annotation, biological process: sarcomere organization; actin filament depolymerization; positive regulation of actin filament depolymerization. The coding region runs from base 157 to 1968 and encodes 603 amino acids. NCBI's taxonomy places the organism in Eukaryota, Metazoa, Arthropoda, Insecta, Neuroptera, Chrysopidae.
UAAGGCAAACGGGUGUAAAUUUCUGUCCCGUUGGUCAAAAUCAUACAGUUGACGUUUUUUUUUCUUAUUAUUAAUUUUCUGUCAUAUAAUUUUUCUUAUUAAGGGUGUAUAAUAGUGUUGGGGCUCUUUAAUUUUUCAGUUUAUUUCACAUAUAUAAUGUCGUAUUCAAAUAAAUAUAUUUUCGCUACUUUACCACGUACUCAACGGGGACAACCAUUAGUUUUGGGUGGCGAUCCAAAAGGGAAAAAUUUUCUUUAUACAAAUGGUAAUUCAGUGAUUAUAAGAAAUAUUGAGAAUCCAGCAAUAUCAGAGGUUUACACAGAACACUCAUGCGCUGUUAAUGUAGCAAAAUAUUCACCAAGUGGAUUUUAUAUUGCUUCUGGAGAUCAAUCCGGUAAAGUUCGUAUUUGGGACACGGUAAACAAGGAACAUUUAUUAAAAAAUGAAUUCCAUCCAAUUGGUGGUCCAAUUAAAGACAUAUCAUGGUCACCAGAUAAUCAACGAAUGGUUGUCGUUGGUGAGGGUCGUGAACGAUUUGGACAUGUUUUCAUGUCAGAAACUGGUACAUCUGUUGGAGAAAUAUCCGGUCAAUCAAAACCAAUUAACUCAUGUGAUUUUCGGCCUGCUCGACCAUUCCGUAUCGUGACUGGAUCUGAAGACAAUACAAUCGGUGUCUUUGAAGGACCACCAUUCAAAUUUAAAAUGACCAAACAAGAACAUUCACGAUUCGUACAAGCGGUACGAUAUUCGCCAAGUGGUAGUCAUUUUGCGUCAGCUGGUUUUGAUGGCAAAGUAUUUUUAUAUGAUGGUGCUAACGCUGAUUUAGUUGGAGAAGUUGGUGCUCCAGCACAUAAGGGUGGUGUAUAUGGCGUUGCAUGGUCUCCAGAUGGUAAACAAUUAUUAACCGCAUCAGGAGAUAAAACAUGUCGAUUAUGGGAUGUAGAAACUCGACAAAUGGUUAGCGAGUUUGUUAUGGGUUCAACAGUGGAUGAUCAACAAGUUGCUUGUUUGUGGCAAGGUCCACACUUACUUUCCGUAUCACUUAGUGGUUUUAUCAAUUAUUUGGAUGUAAACGAUCCAACAAAACCGUUAAGAAUCGUUCAAGGCCACAAUAAACCAAUUACAGUAUUAGAAUUAAGCAAAGAUCGUUCAGAGAUCUACACAGGAUCACAUGAUGGAAAUGUUACUGCCUGGACAGUCACCGAUGGAACAAGUAAACGUAUAACCGGAACUGGACAUGGAAAUCAAAUUAACGCUAUGCGAGCAACAGACACCACCCUCUUUACUUGCGGUAUUGACGAUUCAUUACGGCAAGUAAACAUCGAAAGUAAAUCAUACACCGGAGAUGUAUUAGCACUUGGUGCUCAACCACGUGGAAUGGAUGUAUUCGUUGAAGAUAAUAAAGUUGUCACUGCCACCGUUAAAGAAAUCAUUGUCGCUGAAAAUGGUCGUAAAAUUAGUUCAAUACCAUGCAAUUAUGAACCUAGUUCGGUCUCAAUUAGUACUAACGGUGAUGUAGCAAUCACUGGAGCUGGUGAUAAUAAAGUACAUAUUUACACGCUAGCGGGUAGCCAAUUAAAUUUAAAAAAAGAAUUGGAACAUUUAGGACCGGUUACCGAUUGUGUGUAUUCAACAAAUGGAAAAUUAUUAGUUGCAUGUGAUGCAAAUCGUAAAGUUAUUCUGUAUAAUGCUGAAGAUGAUUAUAAACCAGCGCAUGAUCAAGAAUGGGGCUUUCAUAAUGCACGUGUUAAUUCGGUGGCAUUCUCACCGGAUUCACUGAAAGUGGCUAGUGGUGCUUUGGAUACGAAUAUUAUUAUUUGGUCCGUUUCAGUACCAAAUAAACAUUUAAUUAUUAAAAAUGCUCACCCCCAAAGUCAAAUAACACGUUUAGCUUGGUUGGAUAAUGAAACACUGGUGUCUGUGGGUCAAGAUUGCAAUACUAAAUUAUGGAGCGUUAAUGGCAUUUAAAUUUAAUGAAAUUAUUACCUGAAUUUUUUUAAU